Arthroderma uncinatum is the source of this 1914-nucleotide messenger RNA. RefSeq lists its product as uncharacterized. NCBI's taxonomy places the organism in Eukaryota, Fungi, Ascomycota, Eurotiomycetes, Onygenales, Arthrodermataceae. Bases 1 to 1914 code for a protein of 637 amino acids. The record is from RefSeq and is a predicted model, not a curated record. The transcript has 3 exons.
AUGCCUUGUUUUAAAGGCCUUGCGGUCAGCAUUCAUACGCCCAAUGGGCCACUCGCAGAAUACUCAGUUCAGCGCCAAUCUCGUGCUUCUCGGAUUGCCUGCUACAUUCCCGUACCACCUCCCAAGUUACCAAACUCGGCUACCGGGAAGCCAGAACAGUCGACUUUCGCCAUAUCAAUUACCCUUCUUACGCCCGGGCUGACGGUUCCUUACUCCACGCCGAAAGCAACGCCGGAGAAUCCUUACCCAAAACCGAAGAUUGUAGGCGGCCUUCCAGACCAGCCCAGCACCACAUCGUCCAUAGGCCCGUAUCAGCCGAUGACGGCGUCUCCCCGAGAAACGGUUGCAGCAUAUAUCUAUUUUGAUGGCAGGCAGAAAGAGGAAGUAGCCACUUUAUUGAGGAGGGGUGAGGAGACAUGGGUCAAUUCUAGAUGGGUUGGAGUUCCACAGUCUGAGGGUGGUGGGCUCGCCGAACGGGAGUUCUUGUUUCGUGAAGUUGGGCUGGAACGGUGGUUAAACGGGUUAGAUCUCGAAGGCAAAGACGCGGCGCAGAAAAUCGAGCGAAGACGUCAAAAGAUGGAGAAACGAAGGCGAAAAAGGGAAUUACAACAACGGGGAGAAGAUGCUGCUACCGGAGCGCCUGAUGUUGAUGAAGGAAUGGAUCUAGACGAUAAGAAACCGAAACUUCUGCGAGAGAAAGGCAUUCUUCGAUAUGGAGCAAACGAGCAAUCGCCUGUUGAACAGCUAUCUGACGACGCGGAAUUAAUGCUCUCUGGCUCUGACCUAGAUGACGACGAUGACCCUAUCCCUGAAACCGCCGGUCAAAUCAAAGUAGCCUUGUUCCGGGUUUUGGCUUCUGGUGAAAUCAAGCGUGGAGAGUAUUCUCCUCAAUUUGACGCCCAUGAUGACGACGAGGAUGCACAGGGUGGCUCUAACGGUGGUCGCGAAUCAAAUGGGAAUGGCAAUACUGCAGAUGUAGACCAUACCACCAGCUUCGCAAAGCCAAAAUCGCUAGACCCCAAAUCCAUCAGUACCCAAACCGUCACUGGAAUUGAUCCCACCGACAAGCCUUAUGCUAUCUUUACAUUCAUGUAUAGGGGUGAACGUCAAUUGCAGAAGAUGGGAAUAUUAAAGGAUUCUAAAUCUCAAGAUAAGGAGUCCCUAAAGUCAGCUCGUCGAAAAUCUACACAGCCCGAUUUCGCCAACAUCAAACCGCUAAAGCCUGGUGGCGCUACUGGUUUCGUAGGGUUCAGAGACAGCGAUGCGGAGGUAAAGAUCGGGAAAAAGAAAGGCCCUAAUGGAAGUGAGCUCGACAGCGACGAGGAUGAUGACGAAGGUGUAUCCAUCUCUAUCAUCAGCAAAGCGGAAGAUGAAGAAGAGAAAGAAGUCAACUCUCUUCUAUCUCCUGAUGACGCAAAGCGGCAAGGUGAGCUCGCAGAGGGUGUCCGCCAAAUAAAGCUAAAACGACAACACUCUGCCGAACCGUUAUCCGCGGCAGGCGGCAACGCAGAUCCCGCCAGGACGUCAAAAUCAAGCACUCCCGGGUCAAGGCUCUCCCCGCCAGUAACAUCAACGCAGGACUCCACACCACCUCGUAGCAGCUUGCCAAAGGAGACAAGUAUGAGCCUCCUCGAUAACGAUACCUUCGUCGGCAGUCCACUCAAGAAGCAGAGGGCUAGCAUAUCGGCAGCCGACGAGGAUUUGCAUCGCCAGGGGACGGUGACGGGGCUAUCAUCUAAGAUUCACGAGAUUAUGGAUACGACACCCACUGCAUCUACCGGAGAUGGUGAAAGCAGCAUCAACAAUAACAGUGCUAUGGCCAAAGCCGAAAACAACGGCACUCGAGGGAGCCUAUUAUCGGAGGGUAUCAUGCAGUCUGAUAUAAAGGUGCCCGGGGUAGAUGAGGAGCUGUAG